AUGGCGGAGAAGAACUGGGCCUUGGGGGAAAAUGGGGCCAAGGUGGUGGAGGUGUCACACGAGGCUGCCCACGUGGCAAGUGCCGCCUCGAAUCUGCUUGUCGAGCACGAAGAUCUGCUUUGGAUCACCUCUGACGCGCCACAACAUGUUACACUAAAACUGGCUCCGUCGCACCCGCCCCUGCGGUACGUGGGCUGGCACGUUUGGCACGACUACCUCACCAACCCGAAGACGGUGGAGGUGGCCUCGGGUGAGUCUGCCGACGAAAUGGUGGCGCAGCUGGUAUGUCAGGCCGUCUCUGGGGCUGGAACACAGGUGUGGAAGUUGCCUAAUGCGAUUCCCCCCAGCCAUUUGUUUGUGCGUGUCACAAUACUGGAGACCUUUGGUCCAGGGCCGACGUACAUGAACAAUGUAGUUCUUUUCGCCAACGAUCCUGGAACCCGGUUUCGCGGUGAUCGCACCACGGAGAUGGCCGUCCGAAAAAGAACAGGGGACGCCGCAGCACCGAUGAGUGUCUUACUUAAAGAGCUGGAUAAAGACAUCCGGGCGCUACACCCCAUAAAGACAGUUUCGCCCAAUAAAAAUAUGCUACUCUAUGUCCGACAGGAACCCAUUGCAGCCUUUCCACCCGAAAACGCAGAGAAUGACGAAUCCCCGUCACCGACCCUACGUGAUUCUGCGGAGCGGCAUGGAGGCAACGGUAUGGACAGAGCUCCUCAGUGCGGUGUUACAGGGGGUCGAUUAGAAGGUGUGAUGGCUGGGCAUGUGGCACAAGCUGGUGUUACGGCGGAGGUUUCACACAGGUUCAACGAACGCUUAUGCGCACUGGAGCAGGCUGUCGCUUCCCUUACGCAAAGCAUGAAUCAUCAACGAGAAGAUUUGACCAUGAUUAAGCGGCUACUUCUCCAACAGGCUUCUGAACGGCGUCGCGAAUUAGAGCAGAGACUUACUUCAGAACAGGCCUCGUCAGCGCAGCAGCAACUGCAAUUGCGGCAAAGUGACACGUUACACCGAGUUUACCGUCAGCAGGUUUCCGUGGACUUUCCAGAGGAUGCCCUCCGAUCGUUUGUUGAGGCAGUUAUAGCGCCAAAACUGCGCAAACACGCAAAACGCACUGAGGCGCAAGCUAUAGCUAAACUAGAUGAAUUCUUGAAGGAUAUCGUUGCAGAGAUAACCCUGGCGGUGGAUGAUCGCGUUCGGUUUCAUCAGCAAGCGAGUUUAAAUAAUACUGGGAGGUUGCAGGAUAUGACGCCGCACAAUUUUGAAAGUCGUGGGAUGGAAUCCAUUGGUACUCCAUCAUGUUUUACGAAAACGUGUGCACGUUUGGGGGAGGUGGAUUGCCGUGCCACACAUCCCGCACCCGCCACUGUUCCUCCUCGCCCGCUGGCAUCUUCUGCAGCGACACCGCCUGCGAGCAGUGUAUGUAGCCGUCAAGGCAAAGAUGCUGGAAGUGCUCCUGCAUCAAUUAUUCGUGAUGUUUCUUUAGAAACUGAUUUGAGCUUUAUUAGACGUGCGGGAGCAAACCACCGCUGA
Messenger RNA from Trypanosoma rangeli, 1533 nucleotides. RefSeq lists its product as uncharacterized. NCBI's taxonomy places the organism in Eukaryota, Euglenozoa, Kinetoplastea, Trypanosomatida, Trypanosomatidae. The record is from RefSeq and is a predicted model, not a curated record. Bases 1 to 1533 code for a protein of 510 amino acids. The transcript has a single exon.